UGCAAAUUGCAAUACAACUACACAACACAACAACAAACAAAAACUUUAAUCAAAUUCAAUUCAAUAAAAUCAAAAAAAAAAAAAAAAUUAAAAAUUCAACGAUUCUCUUCUCGAAUAUACUCACUCCUUCCUCAUCAUCAAUCAUCAUCUUUCACUAUUCUCUUCUCCAUUAUCAUCCUCAUCUUCUUCUUCAAAGCCUUCUUCAUCUUCCACAGAUUCAACCAACCUUCACCUUUCACCUCAGUUCUACGCCGUAACCGUUUCCGGUGCUCACCACGCGCCACCAUCACCACCUCCGUUAGAUCCUGAAACUGAACCUCUAAGCCUUUGAAACGGAACAAGGAAUAGCGUUUCCUUCAGUAGAAGAAACAGAAGAAGCUAGCUAUUGCUCAGUGUAUAUAUAUUACAGUUUCUGAUUGAUCUGUUUUUUGUGAACGAACUUGUUGAUUGUUGAUUGUUCCACGCACGCGCCUCGGAUAUGGAUUUGGACGAUUUCCGAUCCGUAUUGAAGACGGCGGGAAUCGACGUGUGGACGUUCAUCGACACCGCAAUCGCCGUCGCUUCAACGGAUUGCGCCGGCGAGCUGAGGCGUCGGAGAGACGGAAUCGUCCAGCGUCUCUAUUCCGCCACGUCGGCUCCUCCGCAGUGCCGGAACUGCGAGGGGAGCGGCGGCGGUUUGAUUCCCAACGGAAAGCAAAUCAGCAAGCGGAGCAGUCCUAGCCCCAGUCCUCAGCGCCGCGGCACGGUUUCUCCGGCGACGCCGCAGUCUCUCGGAAACGAUGAGGAGAAUGAGGAAGAGGUGGAUCCUUAUGGUGGCUUGUUCGAUGAUGAACAGAAGAAGAUUCUAGAGAUUAAAGAGCAACUCGAAGAUCCUGAACAGACUGAAGAUUAUUUGGUGGAGUUGCUGCAAAAUCUGGCGGAUAUGGAUAUUACAUUCCAAGCGUUAAAGGAUUCUGACAUUGGGAGGCAUGUGAAUCGGUUGCGCAAGCAUCCUUCCAAUGAAGUUCGCCGAUUGGUUAAGCUACUUGUCAGGAAGUGGAAGGAGAUUGUUGAUGAGUGGGUGAAGCUGAAUCCACAGAAAGGAAACAACAGUUUAAUGGCUGAUGGAGACUCUCCUCUGCAGAAAACCACCCAAAAUGGGCAGCAUCAUCAGAUUCCAGAUUUUGCGUACUCGCCAAAUCCACACAAUGGGAGCUCUGGGUCUGACCGCAACAACUCAGAAGCAGAACCUAAACCGAAAGUGAUUCCUCGCCAAACUCCGCCAAAACCAACGCCAUCACCAUCAGUUACCACUCUUGCAUUUACUCCUCAAAAUAAGCAAAGAGAACAGAGGAAUAGCAAUUUUGAGGCGGAGAAGCUUGCUUCGGCAAGAAAACGGCUUCAAGAGAACUACAGAGAUGCUGAAAAUGCCAAAAAGCAAAGAACGAUUCAGGUGAUGGAUAUCCAUGAGUUACCAAAGUCAAAAUCCAAGAACACCUUCUUUGGAAAGAACAAAGGAGGAGGUAGUUCACAGGGAAGGCACUGGUGAUGCAUGUUGUUCCAUUGUUCGUCCGUGCCAAUUUCACGUGUAAAAAAAGGUUGUGGGGGUGCCGGAUGAACGCCCUGAACCGGUUCAUCCCUGAGGUGGAUUGUUCCUCCGAUGAUGAUAAACUUAUUUUUUUCUUGUUGGUUUUUGUUUACUUAAAUUAAUAAUAACCGAAGGAAAAAAAUUCCACGAUAUUUUUCCUUUUUGAAAGGGGACUUGUGGGGUUUAUUUAUUGAUGAGCAGCACGUGAAUUUGGCAUCAGGAUAUAGAUAGAAAAUGAGACUAUGAGAGUGUGGGGCAAAAAAUGUUUUUUUUCUUCUGAAAUAUAUAAAAAAAUGCUUUGUACCGGAGGUUUUGGAGUGCAGACUUCUGCUCAGGAGACAGUGGGUGGUUACGGUUCGAGCAAUCCCUCGUGAGGGGAACUACGUCGCAGAUUUCAUGGCUAAAUCAGCUCCGGUUCAGCUUGGUCAUCGUCUCCUACGAGAACCAGAUCCUGAUUUACAAGUCCUCCUUAUGAAAGACUCUUUAAGUGCCUUGUAGUCCUUUUCUCUGUUUUGUUAGCUUUCCGAUGUAUCGAAAAAAAAGAAAUAUAUAAAAAAAUAUUUUGGUUGAAA
Molecule: messenger RNA, 2139 nt
Organism: Lotus japonicus
Lineage: Eukaryota; Viridiplantae; Streptophyta; Magnoliopsida; Fabales; Fabaceae
Product: probable mediator of RNA polymerase II transcription subunit 26c
Exons: 9
Coding region: 479-1528 (349 amino acids)
Cellular component (GO): nucleus
Source: RefSeq, a predicted model, not a curated record